This is a messenger RNA of Manis pentadactyla (Chinese pangolin), 7126 nucleotides long. It is a transcript of the gene BRD4, whose product is annotated as bromodomain containing 4. Gene Ontology annotation, cellular component: chromatin; nucleus. Bases 202 to 4446 code for a protein of 1414 amino acids. Gene Ontology annotation, biological process: chromatin remodeling; positive regulation of transcription elongation by RNA polymerase II. The record is from RefSeq and is a predicted model, not a curated record. Lineage: Eukaryota; Metazoa; Chordata; Mammalia; Pholidota; Manidae. The transcript is spliced from 20 exons.
GCGGGCGAGCGGGGCCUGGGAGAGCGGCGGAGCGCGGGUGCGGCGGGCGGGCCCCGGCGCCGCGCGGGCAGCCCUAGCCGGAGGGGGCGGCGGCGGUGUGCGGCCGGCGGGGGCGGUGUGCGGCCUAGUGUCUCAGAUCGCACAGUGAAGUGGGCCAUCGCCACAAAUGGGAAAUAAAGUCUGCUCUGGGACCAAGAGGGAAUGGAUCUCCUGAAAUUAGUGUUCCAUGACUUGUAUAACCAACAUUUCAAGAAAAAUAUUCCCAAGACAGGAGUGCCUGGUGGAGAAUGUGAUGGGAACAGUAGCAUGUCUGUGGAGAGCGGCCCUGGGACGAGAUUGAGAAAUCCGCCAGUAAUGGGGGAUGGACUAGAAACUACCCAGAUGUCUACGCCUCAGGCCCAGGCCCAGCCCCCGCAAGCCAGCGCAGCCGGCAGUAACCCCCCACCCCCGGAGACCUCCAACCCCAACAGGCCCAGGAGGCAGACCAACCAGCUGCAGUAUCUGCUCAAAGUGGUGCUCAAGACACUAUGGAAACACCAGUUUGCGUGGCCUUUCCAGCAGCCUGUGGAUGCCGUCAAGCUAAACCUCCCUGAUUACUAUAAGAUCAUUAAAACACCUAUGGAUAUGGGAACAAUAAAGAAGCGCUUGGAGAACAACUAUUACUGGAAUGCUCAGGAAUGUAUCCAGGACUUCAACACUAUGUUUACAAAUUGUUACAUCUACAAUAAGCCUGGAGAUGACAUAGUCUUAAUGGCAGAAGCUCUGGAGAAGCUCUUCUUGCAAAAAAUCAAUGAACUGCCCACAGAAGAAACAGAGAUCAUGAUAGUCCAGGCAAAAGGAAGAGGACGUGGAAGGAAAGAAGCAGGGAUGGCAAAACCUGGCGUCUCCACGGUACCAAACACAACGCAAGCAUCGACUCCUCCGCAGACCCAGACCCCUCAGCAGAACCCUCCACCACCCGUGCAGGCCACGCCUCACCCCUUCCCCUCAGUCACCCCAGACCUCAUCGUCCAGACUCCUGUCAUGACAGUGGUGCCUCCCCAGGCACUACAGACACCCCCGCCGGUGCCCCCUCAGCCACCACCCCCACCUGCACCCGUCCCCCAGCCCGUGCAGAGCCACCCACCCAUCAUUGCAGCUGCCCCACAGCCUGUGAAGACAAAGAAGGGGGUUAAGAGGAAAGCGGACACAACCACCCCCACCACCAUCGACCCCAUUCACGAGCCACCCUCACUGCCCCCAGAGCCCAAGACCACCAAGCUGGGCCCCCGGCGGGAGAGUAGCCGGCCUGUGAAGCCCCCAAAGAAGGAUGUGCCUGACUCACAGCAGCACCCAGCUCCAGAUAAGAGCAGCAAGGUCUCAGAGCAGCUCAAGUGCUGCAGCGGCAUCCUCAAGGAGAUGUUUGCCAAGAAGCAUGCAGCCUAUGCCUGGCCAUUCUACAAGCCCGUGGACGUGGAGGCACUGGGCCUUCAUGACUACUGUGAUAUCAUCAAGCACCCCAUGGACAUGAGCACAAUCAAGUCUAAACUAGAGGCCCGUGAGUACCGUGAUGCUCAGGAAUUUGGGGCUGAUGUCCGAUUGAUGUUCUCCAACUGCUACAAGUACAACCCUCCUGACCAUGAGGUGGUGGCCAUGGCCCGCAAGCUCCAGGAUGUGUUCGAGAUGCGCUUUGCCAAGAUGCCAGAUGAGCCCGAGGAGCCUGUGGUGGCCGUUUCCUCCCCGGCGGUGCCACCCCCCACCAAGGUUGUGGCCCCACCCUCAUCUAGCGACAGCAGCAGUGAUAGCUCCUCAGAUAGUGACAGUUCCACUGACGACUCUGAGGAGGAGCGAGCCCAGCGGCUGGCCGAGCUCCAGGAGCAGCUCAAAGCUGUGCACGAGCAGCUUGCAGCCCUCUCGCAGCCCCAGCAGAACAAACCAAAGAAAAAGGAGAAAGAUAAGAAGGAAAAGAAGAAAGAAAAGCACAAAAAGAAAGAGGAAGUGGAGGAGAAUAAGAAAAGCAAAGCCAAGGAAGUUCCUCCCAAAAAGACCAAGAAAAAUACCAGCAGUAACAGCAACGUGAGCAAGAAGGAGCCGGCGCCCACAAAGAGCAAGCCCCCUCCUGCGUAUGAGUCAGAGGAGGAAGACAAGUGCAAGCCCAUGUCGUACGAGGAGAAGCGGCAGCUCAGCCUGGAUAUCAACAAGCUCCCUGGCGAGAAGCUAGGCCGCGUGGUGCACAUAAUCCAGUCUCGGGAGCCCUCACUCAAGAACUCCAACCCCGACGAAAUAGAGAUUGACUUCGAGACCCUGAAGCCAUCCACCCUACGGGAGCUGGAGCGCUAUGUCACCUCCUGUUUGCGGAAGAAAAGGAAACCUCAAGCCGAGAAAGUGGAUGUGGUCGCUGGCUCCUCCAAGAUGAAGGGCUUCUCCUCCUCUGAGUCAGAGAGCACCAGCGAAUCCAGCUCCUCUGACAGUGAAGACUCUGAAACAGAGAUGGCUCCAAAGUCAAAAAAGAAGGGGCACCCCGGGAGGGAGCAGAAGAAGCACCAUCAUCACCACCAUCAACAGAUGCAACAGGCCCCAGCCCCCGUGCCUCAGCAGCCUCCGCCGCCCCCACCUCCACAGCAGCAGCCCCCACCGCCACCUCCACCGCCCUCCAUGCCGCAGCAGGCUGCUCCCACGAUGAAGUCCUCGCCACCACCCUUCAUCGCUGCCCAGGUCCCCGUCCUGGAGCCCCAGCUCCCAGGCAGUGUCUUCGAUCCUAUCGGUCACUUCACCCAGCCCAUCCUGCACCUGCCGCAGCCCGAGCUGCCUCCCCACCUGCCCCAGCCACCCGAGCACAGCACUCCGCCUCAUCUCAACCAGCACUCGGUGGUUUCUCCUCCAGCUUUGCACAACGCACUGCCCCAGCAGCCGUCGCGGCCCAGCAACAGAGCUGCUGCCCUGCCCCCCAAGCCGGCCCGGCCCCCAGCUGUGUCACCUGCCCUAGCCCAGCCACCCCUCCUUCCGCAGCCCCCCAUGGCUCAGCCUCCCCAAGUGCUCUUGCAGGAGGACGAAGAGCCACCUGCCCCACCCCUCACCUCCAUGCAGAUGCAGCUCUACCUGCAGCAGCUGCAGAAGGUGCAGCCCCCCACGCCGCUACUCCCUUCCGUGAAGGUGCAGUCCCAACCCCCACCGCCCCUGCCACCUCCGCCCCACCCUUCUGUGCAGCAGCAGCUCCAACCACCGCCCCCACCCCCCCAGCCACAGCCGCCCCCGCAGCCGCAGCACCAGCCCUCACAACGGCCUGUGCACAUGCCACCCAUGCAGUUCCCUGCCCACAUCCAGCAGCCCCCACCUCCCCCAGGCCAGCAGCCCCCCCACCCACCCCCAGGCCAGCAGCCACCCCCACCACAGCCUACCAAACCCCAGCAAGUCAUCCAGCACCACCCUUCACCCCGGCACCACAAGUCGGACCCCUACUCAACUGGUCAUCUCCGAGAAGCCCCCUCCCCGCUUAUGAUACAUUCCCCCCAGAUGCCACAGUUCCAGAGCCUGACCCACCAGUCACCACCCCAGCAAAAUGUCCAGCCUAAGAAGCAGGUAAAGGGCAGGGCUGUGCCACAGCCCUCAGGGCCAGGCGCAGGCCCAGGCCAAGGGUACGUGCCCACCUCACCAGCCACCAUGCCUGUGCCGUCCCAGGAGCUGCGUGUGGCCUCUGUGGUCCAGCCCCAGCCCCUGGUGGUGGUGAAGGAGGAAAAGACCCACUCACCCAUCAUCCGCAGUGAGCCCUUCAGCCCCUCGCUGCGGCCGGAGCCCCCCAAGCACCCGGAGAGCAUCAAGGCCCCAGUCCACCUGCCCCAGCGCCCAUGGGCUGUUUGUGUUCCAGGGCCUGAGAUGAAGCCCGUGGAUGUUGGGAGGCCUGUGAUCCGGCCCCCUGAGCAGAAUGCACCCCCAUCUGGAGUCCCUGACAAGGACAAACAGAAGCAGGAGCCGAAGACGCCAGUUGCACCCAAAAAGGACCUAAAAAUCAAGAACAUGGGCUCCUGGGCUAGCCUAGUGCAGAAGCACCCCACCGCCCCAUCCUCCACAGCCAAGUCAUCUAGCGACAGCUUCGAGCAGUUCCGCCGGGCCGCCCGGGAGAAGGAGGAGCGGGAGAAGGCCCUGAAAGCACAGGCCGAGCACGCAGAGAAGGAGAAGGAGCGGCUGCGACAGGAGCGCAUGAGGAGCCGAGAGGACGAGGAUGCGCUGGAGCAGGCCCGGCGGGCUCACGAGGAGGCCCGGCGCCGCCAGGAGCAGCAGCGCCAGGAGCCACCGCCGCCACCAGCCCCACAGGCCCAGAGCUCCCAGCCCCAGUCAGUGCUGGACCAGCAGAGGGAGCUGGCCCGCAAGCGGGAGCAGGAGCGGAGGCGUCGGGAAGCAAUGGCAGCUACCAUUGACAUGAAUUUCCAGAGCGAUCUAUUGUCAAUAUUUGAAGAAAAUCUUUUCUGAGAGCACCUAGGUGACUUCUGACUUUGAUUUUCUGGCAAAACAUUGACUCUCCAUAGUGUUAGGGGCGGCAGUGGAGGCGGCAGCAGCGGCAGGUGGAGUCUCCGGGCCUGGCCCUCCUGCAUGCCUACGCCUGGGCAGGCCUGUCAGGCAGCUGAGGACCGCAGAGCCUGUCUGCCUUACAGCUGGCUGGACACCCGCCACCCGCCACCCCUCACAGGACGUCAGCUCAGAGCACGCCUCGCCAUGAGCAAGUGCUGGCCAGACCCAAGCCCCGCAUGCGGGGUAGAGGCCCCUCUCUCCGCCAAAUGUCUACACAGUAUACACAGGACAUCGUUGCUGCCACCACCAUGACUGGUUUCCUGUCCCGAGAACGGGACGUCCCUGACGUCCCGCCCGCUGGGAGUCCUCCCCCAGGCCCCAGCCACCGCUGCCUGCUCCCAGAGACCAGGGCAGGUGGGCCAAGUGAGCUGGAGGCGGGCGAGGGCACCUGCCCAACCCCUUGCUGGCACUGACUUUGCCUUGAACAGAUCCCACCCCUCCCCUCCCCCCACAAGCCUUUAAUUGAGAGCCGCUCUCUGUAAGUGUUCGCUUGUGCAAAAGGGAAUAGUGCCGUGGAGGUGUGUGUGUGUCCAUGGCAAUUUGGAGCGAGGUGACUGUCACACGUGCGUGUGUGGGCCGGCCUCGCCCAGUGAGUUAGGCCACCAACCAAAGUCAGUUCCUUCCCACCUGUGUUUCUGGGUGUUUUUGUUUUUGUUUUGUUUUUGUUUUUUCUUAUAUAUAUAUUUUUUGUUGGAUUCUAUUUUAUUUUUAAUUCUCUCUUCUCCAGACACAAUGGCACUGCUUAUCUCUGAAAUGGUGUGAUCGUCUCAUUGAGCGGCGGCUGCCACCGCGCUGUGGGUAGUGUGUGACCGUGGCUGUACUGUGUAGUGGACAUAGUUGGCAUAUCUUUGUUUGAAGUUUGUUGGUGACUCCACCAAACAGGUGUAAAAAAAAAAACCUCAAAAAACCCACAAAAAAAACCAAACACACAAAACACAAAAAAACUGCCUGUUAUUUUACUCAGUUUCAAACUUUAUUAGUCUUUUUUAAUUAUCAAACCAUGUUUUCUUUACUCUCCCUGCCCCAAUUCGUUGGCCUCUGUUUUUUAAUGUCAAAUCUGUUUGAGUUUUUCACCAGGAAAGGCCAGGGGAUGAGGUUGGGGGCUGGGGGCCACAGACUGAGUCAGAGGGUCCCUGCCCAGCCCGACCAGCCAGCUGCCCCUGCCCCACCCCACUUUUUAAAUUUUAUAAUUGGAACCCUUGGCGAGGUUACACGUGCCAUGAGAACCCACUCUACGCCACGACGCUGGUGCCUCAGUGUUGGCCAAACUCUGGAGUCACUGACUGGUUUGACUUUCAUACGGUGAAUAUGCAUUUGGUCUGUACUGGUCAUGGAAUAAACACAUCUCUCUUUUUUAAUGCUGGCGUCUCCCUGACGUUUCUUUGUGAACCACCUAUUGCCUAGGCUUGGCCCAGGGGCACCCCCCCAGGACCACAUCUGUAUGAGAACUACCACCGGGGGCCCUCUAGCCCAUCUCCUAUGACCCAUCCAUGCUGUCUUGGGGCAGGAGCUGCCAUCCCACUCGGAAGCCAUGACAGGGAGCCCAGGUCCCCCUUCUGUGGACCCUGGCCUCCUAGGUGGGUAACGUGUGCCAGCAGACCAGCUCACACAGUAUUCCUUCCCUUUGCCCCUUCACCCAUCCCAUCCCAUUCCCGAUUCACCAGAGGCCUCGAGCCACUUCCUCCUUACGACUCCUUUUAUUUAAGCUCAGGGUUAACCACAUAUUCUUAGAUAAGCAUACAUCCCCUAAGAGAGGAUCCUCACUUCCCAUGCACACAGAUGUGCACGCACACAUUCCUGCCAAGAGAGCCCGCCCAUGUGCCUGCCGGGAUACCAUUAAGAGCGGCCCCUAGGAUGUUAGAUGGAAGGGUAUCAUUUGUAUGUAUCCAGAAACACAAACUGACUGAAACAUUUCUAGCACUGUUUAUUAAUCCACAUCCCCCUUUCCCUUCCCAUCAGAAAGGCCCUGCAUUGUCUCGUGGUUGGGAUCUGCCAAACCUCCCUGCGAGGGUGCAGUUCAGGCAUCCAGCCCGAGCCCCCAGCUGCCUCCCUGGCCCCGCACAGGCACUUCCUCCUUACACCACUGUGCUGGUUCAAGUGUGACUUACAUUUUGAUUUUUUUGGGUCACUUCCAUCUCGUCCCACUCCAGUUUUGUUCUGUGUUUCAUUCAGAAACUUGCCCAGGCCAGGUCCGACGUUAGCUGGAGGAACAGUUUUGUCUGCACCUUCUCAAGACUUAACUCUGCCAUGGACCUCUCCAUACCUCCCUAAUGGGUGUUUUCUCUAACUGGGUUGUAAUUAGAACUUGGAUCUACUAUUUAAUUUCUCUGGCCAUUUCCUAAUCCUUCCCACAGUACAAGGAAUCCUAGUCCUAUACAAGAGUAAGAGGCGUAUACAAACGUGCACUGUACUGUAUGCACGGAUCGCUUGGCCAAUAAUUAUGUCAGUGAAUCUGAGACUUGUAUUUAACACUUCAGACAUUUGUAGAAGGGAAUUCGUAGACUUUUCACUUAUAUACUAAGGGAUUUUUUUUGUGCGGUUCUCAUUGCAAAAAUAAACAUUUGUACUGAAUAUAAAAAUA